AUGCAUCUAUCGCAGACGGCUCUCCUUCUCGCUGCUACCGCCGCGCAGACGGCUCUCUGCGCCUCUACUACGAAGAAGCGCGGUCUCGUUUACACCCCUUCGGAGAAGCAUCCCCAAGAUGACCAGAUUUGGGAUACGUCCUCUUCCGACUUGACCUGGUAUUACAACUAUGGCGACACGCCGUCGCCGGCGUAUGCCAAGGCCUCCAAACUGCAGUUUGUGCCUAUGCUCUGGGGCGCACCCACAGAUACCAGCGACAUGACCUUUCACGACAGUAUCGUCUCCCAGAUCAAUAGCGGUGCCAAGUUUCCUUAUGUCUUGUCAUAUAACGAGCCCGACGGACAGGGCAAUGGCGGCAGCAACGUGCCAGCGGAUCUAGCCGCCGAGACUUGGAUUCGUGAGCUUGAACCGCUGCGCAAGUACAAUGUCUCUCUCGGAGCGCCCGCCGUCACCGGCGCGCCGAGUGGCUUCACGUGGCUGCAAAACUUUUUUACCGCAUGCAAUGGCAACUGCCAUGCUGACUUCAUCCCCGUGCACUGGUACGGCGAUUACAUUGGGCUUGCCUCGCACAUUGGACAAGUCCAGGGUACCUAUCACAACAUGACCAUUUGGGUGACUGAGUUUGCCGACCCGGACCAAAAUCUUAACGACAGCCAGAGCUUCUUUAAUCAGUCCACAAAGUACUUUGACAGCAUCGACUACAUUACGCACUAUUCUUACUUUGGCGCGUUCCGAAGUGAUGCGUCCAAUGUUGGCCCCUACUCGGCCAUGCUGACCCAGAACGGUCAGCUCACGGACAUUGGCUCGUGGUACCUCGGUCAUGGUUCCACUGGCCACCGGCCCAAGGGCGCCGCCGCGUCGCUUUCCGUCUCGGCUCGUUGGGUCUUUGUCAUUCUGGCCGCCAUCACAUGGGGCCUGGCAUAA
Molecule: messenger RNA, 924 nt
Organism: Xylona heveae TC161
Lineage: Eukaryota; Fungi; Ascomycota; Xylonomycetes; Xylonales; Xylonaceae
Product: glycoside hydrolase family 128 protein
Exons: 2
Coding region: 1-924 (307 amino acids)
Biological process (GO): fungal-type cell wall polysaccharide metabolic process
Cellular component (GO): fungal-type cell wall
Source: RefSeq, a predicted model, not a curated record